This is a messenger RNA of Oreochromis aureus, 692 nucleotides long. RefSeq names its product KISS1 receptor b (gene kiss1rb). NCBI's taxonomy places the organism in Eukaryota, Metazoa, Chordata, Actinopteri, Cichliformes, Cichlidae. The transcript is spliced from 4 exons. The coding region runs from base 111 to 692 and encodes 193 amino acids. Gene Ontology annotation, molecular function: G protein-coupled peptide receptor activity. Gene Ontology annotation, cellular component: membrane. The record is from RefSeq and is a predicted model, not a curated record. Gene Ontology annotation, biological process: neuropeptide signaling pathway.
CAGAGAAUCCAUCGACAACAGUGCUGCACCUUUGUUUAGAACGCAAAGAGAGGAGCACUGCCGAAGCAAACAGGCACAUCACAGAAAUAUCUUGGCUUUGAUGUGUGAAGAUGAUGGUGGAAUCAGACUCUGAUCACGGUCCAGAGUGUGUGUCUGUAUGCAACAAGUCUGCAACUCUGACAGGCCAAGGGCCACCGGUGUUGGUUAAUGCCUGGCUGGUCCCCACUUUCUUUGGCUUCAUCAUGCUGAUCGGUCUAGUUGGGAAUUCUUUAGUGAUCCAUGUUAUCACCAAACACCAGAAGAUGAAGACCGUUGCCAAUUUCUUUAUAGUGAAUCUUGCUGCAACUGACAUCUUGUUUCUUAUUUGCUGCGUACCCUUUACUGCCGCACUGUACCCACUGCCCAGCUGGAUCUUUGGAGAAUUUAUGUGCUGUCUGGUGAACUAUCUUCAGCAACUGAAGAUUUGGGGUAACUGCAUGUCUUACUCCAACUCUUCUGUAAACCCGUUUGUGUAUGCUUUCAUGGGCAACAACUUUAGAAAGGCUUUCAAGCAUGCCUUCCCUGCCAUUUUGCUGUGGCGCUCAAGAGGGAAAGUCAGAGUGGGAAACACGGACGCAGAGGAAGGAGUAGAGACGGCUCAUCGGGCACCCAAAGGAGAAGCAGAGAUGCACUUUCUUUCAUCUAGCCCCUAA